UGUCUGGUAUGCUGUUCGGCAUUUGCACUGCCCGUCUGUAAGAUUGUCUCCAUGGUUUGCUCUUAACGAUGUAUUUCCUCUUGUCCCUGUCUUCUUCUUCAUCCAUUCAUCUACGUUAACUCUUACUUCUGACGAGCGUCUCAUCUUGCGCUGCACGAUCAUAUUGCAGUCGCUACUCGGACUCAACUCCAACUGGUCAUCGAUACAACAUGGUCUAUUUCUGCAGCGUCCGCCAUGUGGCGCUUGCGACAAUGCUGGUCGCAACCGCUAGAGGCCAGCCUGGAAGCCGUCGCGAUGCCUCUCCAGUACCAGCAGUCUCAUCGACACCGACCCCCGCAUCAAGUGCAUCGCUGUCCUCCAGCUCGACAACCGCUGCUCCCGCCGGCUACACCACAGCAGUCGUGCCAAUCUACCUCUUCGACAUUGCAGAGUCGUUACUCAGCCAAUAUUUUCCUUCGACCAUCCCUGCCGAUCUGGCCGCCGUAAAGUGGCCUUCAACCGUCGUUCUCGGCACCGCCACAUACGCCUUGCACGAGAAAUCGACAUCAACCAGCUCACACCAAACCGCUACCCCGACACAGUCAUCUCAUAGCCAGCAAAACUCUGAUCAAAAGGGCAACGAAACACUGGCAAUCGUUCUCGCCACCGUCAUCGGCGCAAUCGCCAUUGCCAUCAUGGCCGUCAUCUUCUGCUGUCUACGCCGAAGGAAGAAGCGAACUGGCACCAUGUUCAUGCGUCGCUCCUCGCCCUCCACUAGCACCAGGGGAUCUCGAAGAGCAAACGUCUUUGGCGGCAACACGGAGUACAUCCCCAAUGGCAACAUGGGCCACGCCGAGGAGCGCGACACGACUUUCUUGACUGGCGCUCACGUUUUACCCCCCAGUAGCCAUGCUCACCACAAUCGAGAGUUAUCUGACGAAAGCCCCUUCUACACCCCGCAAGAACCACAAGCUUCGCAUCGCGGCCGUCACGGUAUCAUGGACCAGACGGAGCUGCAGAACCAGCGAUCGCCGUUACCGUCCAAUCCUCAAGGAAUCGGCGCAACACACCCCUCCGACGCUUUCGUGCCUUCUCAAUCACGCAAACCCAUGCCUCCACAUCGACUGACAGACCUACACACCAAUCCCUUUUCUUCCGCAGAGGAUAGAGAAGCCAAUGAUGUCGUUUCCCCGAUUUUGCCCUCUAAGAGUUCAGAUCGCAUGAACUCUCCGCUCGUCCAUUAUCCUUCUGUAUCGGAGGUUAGUGAGUUUGACUUUGCGGGUAGAGAUGGGGAGAGUGGUGCGUUUGGACGGGUUAAUAGUGGUGCUUGGCGGUCUGGGAGGGAGAGGUUGGAUGGGAGGCAUGAGUUGGCAUGAUGCAUGAUAUAUGUUGUUUCGAAUGUCAUUGAACGUCUCUUCAUGCUUUACAGCUUCGCGCGAGAUUGGCCUUUCUAUUUGCUGUCGGCAGUGUAUGGUCUCGAAAUAACGUCUAGAUAAUGACUAGAUGACAUGAAUACAG
Neohortaea acidophila is the source of this 1497-nucleotide messenger RNA. RefSeq lists its product as uncharacterized. The record is from RefSeq and is a predicted model, not a curated record. NCBI's taxonomy places the organism in Eukaryota, Fungi, Ascomycota, Dothideomycetes, Mycosphaerellales, Teratosphaeriaceae. Bases 210 to 1355 code for a protein of 381 amino acids. The transcript has a single exon.